AUGGCCGCCGCCUGGCUCUGGCUUUGGCUCGGACGUGGCUGCUGCUGGCCAGUCCCUACCCAGUACCCGAGUGUGUGCCAAUGUCGUCGAGUCGCCCAAGUCAGUGUCUUUUCAGGACUGUUUGGUAAGGGGGGACGGGCAGAACGACCGGUCGAUGCCGGCCCCCUCAAGGUCGAGAGUGGCAGAAAGAGCCGAUCGGACCCGAACGGUAUUGGAGAGCAGGUUGGCUUGAAGAUGCCCGUUGGAUCCGCGCAUGAACAUGUCGAGAAGGCAGGAAAUGCGUCGGAAUGA
Colletotrichum graminicola M1.001 is the source of this 291-nucleotide messenger RNA. RefSeq lists its product as uncharacterized. The record is from RefSeq and is a predicted model, not a curated record. Lineage: Eukaryota; Fungi; Ascomycota; Sordariomycetes; Glomerellales; Glomerellaceae. The transcript is spliced from 2 exons. Bases 1 to 291 code for a protein of 96 amino acids.